UGCAAGCUUCACUUCACUUCCUGUCUUGUCUCUCUUUCAUUUCAACGCAAACCUUUCUCUCUCACUUUCUCUUUCCCAACGCUUUAUAUCCAACCUUCCAAAUUCCAAUUCCCUCUUCACACUUCACACACCACAAACCAUUCUCUCUCUCUCUAAUUUUCUUCUAUUCACCCCAUUUCAUUUGGAAUUUUGCAACACUUUACGUUCCUCUUGGCUCAAUUCAACCUCUCAUGGUUUGCAACUAAACAAUCCAACGUGACUACAUAGAUUCUCGUACGACCUUUCUUAUUGCCUCAAUAAGAUUUUAUGGGGGUAGAGAAUUAAUGACUUGGACCCAGUAACAAGUUGUGGAGAAAGUUUCCAUUUUGAUGAGAUUGUGAAUGUGGGCAUGGAAGCACGAAUGAAGAAGUACCGGCAAGUGAGUCCGGAGAGGGCCAAAGUGUGGACCGAAAAGUCCCCAAAGUAUCAUCAGAACCGGAAGGUUCCAGUGCUUUACUAUCUUUGCAGGAACAGGCAGCUUGAGCACCCUCAUUUCAUGGAGGUUCCAAUUUCAUCCCCUGAUGGAUUAUAUCUGAGAGAUGUGAUUGAUAAACUAAACUCUUUGAGAGGUAGAGGCAUGGCUUCCUUGUAUUCAUGGUCCUGUAAGAGAAGCUACAAAAACGGAUUUGUGUGGCAUGAUCUCUGCGAAGAUGAUUUAAUUCUACCUGCACAUGGAAAUGAGUAUGUCCUCAAAGGUUCUGAGCUAUUUUACGAAUCGAAUUCAGAAAGUUUUGGCCACAUUAGCAAUGUGAAAAUACAGAACCUGAAGCAGUUACCAGAACCAGUUUCAUGUAGGAGCAAUGAUGAUGCUUCCACCUCUUCCAGCUUGAAUGAGAAAGAAACAAGAAACUCCCAAGAAGAUGAGCUUUCCCCAAGACAACAAACUGGUUCAUCUGAUGUGUCUCCAGAGUCUAGAGCUGGAAAUAUUGAUUCUCUUAGCUUACCAUUGGCAGAAUACAAAAUCUACAAGAGUGAUGGAUUGGCAGAUGCUUCAACUCAGACAGAAGAAAAUGUUAGCAAACCAAUAACACAGAAAACUUGUACAAGGGGUGUAUCAACCGAGGAUGAUGGUUCAUUAGAACCUGAAUGCCAUGAAAUAUGUCAAACUCAAGUGCCACAAGGGAAAGAUAAUCCUGAACUCUGUAGGGUUGUGGUUUCUCCUCCUCCUUCAACUUCUAGUCCAGCAUCUUCUGGAGGGAAAACUGAGACGUUGGAGUCCUUGAUUAGAGCUGAUGUGAGUAAAAUGAACAGCUUUAGGAUUCUUGAAGAGGAGCGAAUUCGGAUGCAGACCAGCGCGAGGCUGAAGGCCUCAAAUCUGCUGAUGCAACUGAUCUCAUGUGGGUCUAUAUCAGUGAAAAACCAUAGUGUUGGUCUUAUUCCCUCCUAUAAGGAUAGGUUUUGCCAUUCGAAAUUUCCCUCCCCGCUGUUCUCAACUUCUGUUAUGUUAGGGGAAUUUGAUUGCCUAUCAGAGAAAACAAAGGUGAUGGGCCUCAAAUUGGAAGACAAAGAAUAUUAUAGUGGGAGCAUGGUUGAGUCUAAAGUACUGAUGGAAGAAGGUGGACAUAAUGUUCUGAAACGCUCUUCUUCUUGCAAUUCUGAGAGGACAUCUAAAGAGUUGAAAUCACUAGACACGGAGGAAUCAUCAUCCUCAGGAAAUUCAAAUCGUGUUCAGCAGUCAGUUAAGGCUUCGAUGACCAAGCAGCCACUAAUUGAAUGCAUGAGAUCUCCUAUUUCCGAUGGAUCAAGAAAUUCCAUGGAUAGAACUGAUGGGUCAGUACCAUCUAAUGGUAGCAGCAAAAGGAUCUCUAAAACCUCAUUAGGGUCAGGGAGAAAUCAAUCUAAAAGGGUAGAGUCAUUUAGAGAAGAGGAGAGUGUAAUCAAAAUUGAAGAAAGGCUUGCUUCAGGAGCUCGGGUUAUAAUCCAAUCUAAACCAUCUUGCAACAUGGCAAGUAACAGCUUUUGUUUGAAUGCAACAUGAUGGUAUAUAUCUAUGUAGGUCCACGUGAUAUAUACGUAAAUCUACAACGUGAAAAUGUUGUGACAGAUUAUUCACUGCAUGGGGGGCUACUUGUACACGUGUGGUCCCAAUGGUCCAUUCCUCAUCCUGAAAUAUCAUGUGUUGGUUAUAACCUUAUAGGGACUGCCACCUGAAAUGAAGUGAUUGCACAAUUUUUUGUAACUACACGUACUAUAUUCUUUUGCCCCCCCAGCUUUUGUUUGCUUAAAGCUAGUGCCUCCAUCUUUUUUUUGCAUUUCCAAGGGUAAAAAUUGCCACACAAAAUAAAGUGUUGGGUCAUUUUCAAACCAUUCUUCUCUUGGCAUUGGUGGUGGUGUUGCCGAACAUGUUGUAUGUGAGAUUGAACUUGACGUAUAAGCCUGUAUUUAUUAUCAAAUUGGUGAGGAUAAGUUAUGAGGCUAUAAUUA
This is a messenger RNA of Cajanus cajan (pigeon pea), 2463 nucleotides long. RefSeq names its product protein SOSEKI 3. The record is from RefSeq and is a predicted model, not a curated record. NCBI's taxonomy places the organism in Eukaryota, Viridiplantae, Streptophyta, Magnoliopsida, Fabales, Fabaceae.